GUGUCCGGGAACCUGGGCUGCUCACGGCCGCGGCGCACCGUUCGGGAGGUCCUGGCCCACCUAGGCCGAUGCGCGCGCGCGCGCCGGGCCGCUCCCUGCAGCACGCCGGCUCCGUCCUCGCUUCAGACCACUCCUAUUCUUUGGCUGACCCCUGGUGGCCACGUGGAGCUGUUCGCCACGCAAGUCUGGGUCCUUCGGCGGGCGACCGGGGUCCUUGCUGCCUCGGAGCCGCUCCUGGGCUGCCUGCUCGCGCGAGAGUUUGGAGGGGCGGGUCGGGGUCGGCGCGCGGUGGGGGCUCGCACGGCCGUGCACCCGAUCCCCGCUUCGGCGUCACUUGGGGUCCGGCAGCCGGGUCGGGGCGGUCGCCGGGCACCGGUGUCUGGAAGGCAGCGAAGUGCUCCGGAUAAGCCCGGACAGCCCUCAGCCAGGUGCAGUUUCGGGCCACCGGGGCCAAAGUGAGCGUCCGGCGGUAUUGCAGCGCCCGGGCCACGGCGGCGGCCCCGGGAGCAGAGGUGGAGCUACCCCAUCAUGCUCAAGAAGAAAGGCUGGGGUUGGCUGGCCCUGCUUCUGGGGGCCCUGCUGGGAACUGCCUGGGCUCGGAGGAGCCAGGAUCUACACUGUGGAGCUUGCAGGGCUCUGGUGGACGAACUAGAAUGGGAAAUUGCCCAGGUGGAUCCCAAGAAGACCAUUCAGAUGGGAUCUUUCCGGAUCAAUCCUGAUGGCAGCCAGUCAGUGGUGGAGGUGCCUUAUGCCCGCUCAGAGGCCCACCUCACAGAGCUGCUAGAGGAGAUAUGUGACCGGAUGAAGGAGUAUGGGGAACAGAUUGACCCUUCUACCCACCGCAAGAACUACGUUCGUGUAGUGGGCCGGGAUGGAGAAUCCAACAAAUUGGACCUGCAAGGCAUCCGGAUUGAUUCAGAUAUCAGCGGCACCCUCAAGUUUGCGUGUGAGAGCAUUGUGGAGGAAUACGAAGAUGAACUCAUUGAAUUCUUUUCCCGAGAGGCUGACAAUGUAAAAGAUAAACUUUGUAGUAAGCGAACAGAUCUAUGUGACCAUGCCCUGCACAUAUCUCACGAUGAGCUAUGAACCCCUGGAGCAGCCCAGACUGGCUUGAUGGAUCACCCCCAGGAGGGGAAGAUGGUGGCAAUGCCUUUUAUAUUAUGUUUUUACUGAAAUGAACUGAAAAAAUAAGAAACCAAAAAUACAAACUGUGUUGUCUUUUCAUGCCUGCAAUCAGCUCUUACAGUAAGUUUGAAGAUAGGGGAUUACAGACAGGAAAGAAAACAGAAGGGAAAAAAGUUUUGGGAUUGGUGUGGGACAAAGAUAGGAGGAGCCUGAACCUUUUAUUCUUUUACCUUCUAAGAUUCUGCCUACUCAUAAACUAGAAAAGCAUUUAUUCAGUGCCUACUCAAUACCAUGUGUUUACAAUCUCAUUAUGCAGGAGAAUAACCUCUAUGAAUAAACUCGGAAACAUGAGUGUAAGGUAGCAUAGGACUCUCAAAAUUCCUUAUAUUCUUGUUGAUGAAACUGGGCUUGGUCUCGAAGGAAAUAAUGGACAUGCGUUAUUCUUCCCUCCCUGCCCUUCCAGAUGGAGGGACCAGCAAGAGCAGAGACAGGAAGGGGAAAAUGGAUGUGACCAACUCAGCUGAGAAGUAAGGGCUUUAUUGGAUAGGGACAGAUGAGGUAAGGAAUGUUAUUUAUGAAAGGCAUUCUUGCUAGCCUAAACUUUUAGAUUUGAUGCCAGCAGCAACAAUAAAGUAUAUCUUUCCUGUCUCUGUCACUAACCAUUGUCAAUCUGGACCAUAAGUCUGUCCCCGCUUUAUGUGUGUAGAGAUUUUAUACUGGGGCAAGGGAUGAAAACCUAAAGGAUGCCUUAUUUUGGAAAAUUCUUAAACACCCUAAGGUAUUGCUGUCUCGGGGUUUGGAAUGGAACGUCUCUGUCCCAGGAUUGCCUUGAGUACAUUUGAAUAAACAUUUCAAAUAUUUAAAAAA
Carlito syrichta (Philippine tarsier) is the source of this 1992-nucleotide messenger RNA. It is a transcript of the gene CNPY2, whose product is annotated as canopy FGF signaling regulator 2. Lineage: Eukaryota; Metazoa; Chordata; Mammalia; Primates; Tarsiidae. The transcript has 6 exons. Bases 529 to 1086 code for a protein of 185 amino acids. Gene Ontology annotation, cellular component: endoplasmic reticulum. The record is from RefSeq and is a predicted model, not a curated record.